UUAAAAUAAAAUCGGCUAAGAUGUCUUACUAUUACUCCAGUCCUUAUUACAGCAGAUAUGGUGGCUAUGGUGGAUAUUAUGGUUACUACGAUAGACCAUAUUCAUACGACUACAGCCCACGAUACUCAUCUCAUUAUGCAACAAGAGGGUUAGGCUACUAUGGAAGUUACUACAGACCAUCCUAUUAUUCCUCUUCUUACUCUCCAUAUUAUUCAUCUUACGCAUCUGAUGUAUAUGCUCCUUACCAUGGAAGCUAUUACGGAAGCUAUUAUGGAGGAUACAAUAGUAGAUAUGGUGGAUACGGCGGAUACUAUGGGUCCAGAUACAGCUCUCCAUACUCCAGAUCAUAUUCUUACAUCCCUUCCGAAGCCUGUCACUGUGAGCCAGUAUACAGAAGAACCACAACUUAUUCCACGCCAAAAAGAUAUAGCAAAACCUAUACCACUUACAGCUACUAAAUUGGCGGGAAAAGAAGAGGGCUUGAUGGAGAUGGGAUCAGUAGCAUUGCAAGAGUAUUGCAAUAGAUGCCUUCUUCU
Molecule: messenger RNA, 536 nt
Organism: Moneuplotes crassus
Lineage: Eukaryota; Ciliophora; Spirotrichea; Euplotida; Euplotidae
Source: the annotation of a GenBank genome assembly